Gaeumannomyces tritici R3-111a-1 is the source of this 2459-nucleotide messenger RNA. RefSeq lists its product as hypothetical. Bases 545 to 2239 code for a protein of 564 amino acids. Gene Ontology annotation, biological process: proteolysis. Gene Ontology annotation, molecular function: zinc ion binding; metallocarboxypeptidase activity. The record is from RefSeq and is a predicted model, not a curated record. NCBI's taxonomy places the organism in Eukaryota, Fungi, Ascomycota, Sordariomycetes, Magnaporthales, Magnaporthaceae. The transcript has a single exon.
AGACCUGCGAGGCGUCAUCCUCCAGGGAUCCUCAUGGCUGUGCAGCGCCCCUGCAAAGUGGCGAGUCUGAGUGGUGGGACCAAGAAGCAGGUUCGGCCGGCAAACACGCGCGCGGCCAGUCUCUCCUUCCAGGCCUAAGAUUGCUGAGAUUGAUUUUCCCAGCCAAUUCGCGCCCGAGCUCGGAUCUAGAGUUCCCCGCUCUCUGAUCGAGCGGCCAAGACACCGAAGUUGUGCACAUGAAGGCUGCAUUCACAAAGUCUCAGCGACACGACAGCCCCAGCUUCAUUCGUCUCCGCCAUCCUUGCUUUCCAACUCCAUCGGCCACCACUGUAUCGUUUCCUUUUCUUUUGCCCCUCACUCCUUUAGGAUCCCGCCUGUACCAAAUCCCUCCUCUCGAGCUGGCGCUUUGAUCUGCAACCCUCGAACCCGUCGAGGGUUGCCUUCGCCCUUGGCUCGAGUCUAGACGCUCCCUUGGAGCCUGGCCUUGGUGGCUGGCUCAACCGCUCGCUGGCUGCAUGUGAAUCGCGCCCAUCUCGAUCCCAAGAUGCUGUCGAGACGAUAUGCUUUGUUGUCGCUGCUCCUCGGUCUCGUUCUCCUAGUCCUCUCUCCCACGGUGCCUGCCGCAGGCGUGCGGCCGCCGCCUCCCCACGCGCAGAAUGCCUCCCGCGGGCUCUUCCCCUUGGUGACGUGGUUGCGAGACAAUGUCGUCGAAAUGGUUUUUGGCCGUCCAGCCUCGGCGAAGCGCAAGUCGGCCCCUCCCAGGGGCAUGGGCGCCCUCAAUCCGCGCUACGACAAGGAGACGGUGAUCCGAUUCAACGUGUCGAGCCACGACGAGGAGGGCGCUCUCGCCGACGCCGCCGACCGCCUCUUCCUCGAUGUCUGGGCCUCGACGCGGAAUAACGUCGACAUCCGCCUGCACAAGAAAGACGUCUCGUCAUUGCUCAGCCUACUUCCCGCAUCGCUCCAGUCGGCCUUCUCAACUCUGAUCCCAGACCUCCCCGCCGCCGUCUUGGCCACAUACGGUGGCGGCCGCGCCACGCCUGAUGCCGCUCGCGACGGCGGCAGCGCCAGCGCGCGACUUGACUCGGACAGGCGCCUGGCCCCCUCGGUGCUUACGCACACCACCGGGUUCGACAAUGUUUUCUUCCACGACUACCAGCCCCUCACCGUCAUAUACCAUUGGAUGCGCCUUGUCGCGUCCAUGUUCCCGGGCAUAGUGACGCUCGAAGUGAUCGGCAAGUCCUUCGAGGGGAGGGAGAUUCUGGCGUUACGCGUGGGCAAGCCCGCGCCGCCCGGCAGCGAGAACGCAACCCCCAAGAAGACGCUCGUGGUCAAUGGCGGCCUGCACGCGCGGGAGUGGAUUGGUACCGCGGCGGUUAACUAUCUCGCGUGGUCCCUGAUAUCCUCGUACGGCCAAGACUCGGUCCUGACUCGAUUCCUUGACAACUACACGGCAGUCUUCAUCCCAGUGCUCAACCCUGACGGCUACGAAUACACGUGGGCCGUCGAUCGGCUUUGGAGGAAGACCAGGCAGGACACUCCCCUGAGCUUCUGCCGUGGCCUCGAUCUUGACCGCGCCUUCGGCUUCGAGUGGGAUAGAAACCUGCCCGAGCCAUGCUCGGAAAGCUACGGCGGCGAGCAGCCGUUCCAGGCGGUUGAGGCCCGGCAGCUCUCGGACUGGGCCAAGUCGCAGGCAGAGCAGAACGGCACCAACUUUGUCGGGCUCAUCGACCUCCACUCGUUCUCGCAAGAGAUUCUGUACCCUUACUCGUACACAUGCGACUCGGAGCCACCGAAUCUCGAGAACCUCGAGGAGCUCGCCAUCGGCAUCGCCAAGGCGGUCCGGCUGUCGAGCGGCGAGUUGUAUAACGUCUUCUCGGCCUGCCAGGGCGCCAUGGGCUCGCUGCGGGGCUCCUCGGUGCGGCGGAUGGAGUCGGGAGGCGGGUCGGCCAUCGACUGGUUCUACCACGAGAUGCGCGCCAAGUUCAGCUACCAGAUCAAGCUGCGGGACCGCGGCAUCUACGGCUUCCUGCUCCCUCCCGAGGAGAUCGUGCCGACGGGCGAGGAGAUGUUCCACGCGCUCAAGUACUACGCCGACUUUUUGCUGGGCAACAACGGGAUCGAAAAGUCGGUGGACGGCAAGACUGCAGAAACCUCGGCGCCGCUGGCGGCGUCGGUGGACGACGAAGAUGAGGCUGACGAGUGGGAGGAACUGAGGAAGCGCAGGCGGCGGCGCUGAGCGUCGAAAGCUUUUUGUUACACGGCACGCACAUACAGAACACGCGCCGAUGCAUUCAUUGUCACACCUUACAUCAUGAUUAUCGGCGAGGGCAGGCUCAGGUUCAGGUUCAUCAUUGUAUAUCACGGCAUUGCAGGACGGAUUGGGCGUUAAUUGAGUAGGAUCCUUGGUGAUUUCAUUCAGCCAAGGUAGCGUCGUUGUCGUACCUACCCAGGUAUCU